AUGGCUAACGCGGAAGCUGUAUCGCUCAUUAUCAGAAUUGCCCAGGGUCUACCGACAGCCAUCUUGGGGGCAGCGUUGGCGUAUAUUGCCAUUCGAUGCAUCUACCUCUUGUACUUUCAUCCCUUAGUUCAGUUCCCCGGACCCAAGAUUGCGGCUGUCUCCAACACCUGGUAUGCUUACCAAUGGCUGUCUGGAAGGUAUCCUUGGGCAACCGAAGAUGUCUUGCGGAAAUAUGGUGAUGUGGUUCGUAUUGCGCCAAACGAACUAUUGUUCCUGACACCACAGGCAUUUAUCGAUAUACACACCUCGCACGUCGGAUCUCUGGAAACCUUCGUGAAAACAGACUUGAAUGAUCGUGGUGAUGCGCAUGGCGGUAUUGCCUUUGAGCGAGACCCUGUGCGCCACCGAAAGGUCGCCAAGCAGAUCUCUCCGGCUUUCAGUUCUCGCUCAAUCACCGCUUUGGAACCCACAAUGCACGAACACAUUGACCUUUUCAUCAAGCAGAUGAAGACUAUGGAGGAUUCUGGAAAGACCGAACGGAUUGAUCUCGCCAAGUGGUGCAACUGGUUGGCGGUGGACAUCUCAGCAGACAUGACAUACAAUCGCAAAAUGAACCAGUUCAGGGACAUGAGAAACUCGAACUACUUGAAUGUGGCGAUGGGGUUCAAUCGGUUCACGACCGUUGAACAAGUUUCGUUGCGAUUUCCAUUCCUCAAGCCGUUCAAGAACCUCUUUCUGCCAUUCUCAACCAUGACGUCAAUGCCUGAGAUGGUCCGUAAAUCGAGAGCCGAGGUCCACAGGCGUCUUUCACAACAGGGGAACACUCAGCAUCUGGAUUUCUUCGAACACCUUUUACCCGACGUUAUUCCAGAAGACCGGCAAGAAAUGCGGCACCUGGAGCAGUUAGCCGGACAACUACAGUUUGGGGGGUUUGAGCCUGUCUCGUCUUGGAUUUACGGGACUCUCAUGUACCUCCUUGCGGAGCCGGGAGUCUGCAAGACCUUGACUAAGGAGAUUCGGACCAGCUUUGAGAACUACGGCGAUAUCAGCCCAAGCGUACUGAAGCCAUUGCAAUAUCUGAAUGCCUGCCUGGAGGAAUCUCUGCGUAUUUUUCUUAGCAACAACGUGGGGAUGCCGCGAAUCAGUCCAGGGGCAAUGGUCGACGGAACAUUCGUCCCUAAAGGGGUCUACUGCCAGACGAGCAUGUUUGCAACGGCGCGAAGCCAGCGCUAA
Molecule: messenger RNA, 1233 nt
Organism: Anthostomella pinea
Lineage: Eukaryota; Fungi; Ascomycota; Sordariomycetes; Xylariales; Xylariaceae
Source: the annotation of a GenBank genome assembly